This is a messenger RNA of Geodia barretti, 816 nucleotides long. Lineage: Eukaryota; Metazoa; Porifera; Demospongiae; Tetractinellida; Geodiidae. The record is from the annotation of a GenBank genome assembly.
AUGAAACUCGGAGCGAUUACCAACUCAUGGCGCGAACACCUUGAGAGCGAGAGCAUCGAAUCGCUUGUAGGACAGGCGGCAGCGCGCGGCGCGAUGCACAUCGAAUUGCGGCAGACUUGUCUCGGCGACUGCGAGACGGGCGAGGGUGAUGACUGGCGACCGAACAUCGGCAACCUGAAGGCACUGGUCGCGCAGCAUCCCGAUAUGUCGUUCAAUCUUGCGGUGGCGUAUCCGUGUUUGUCGCAGGACGCGCAGCCCAAAUCCGCGCUGUUCCAGUCGAUGCUGGAUGCCGCUGUUGCCGUGUCGCCGGAUGCCCCACACCUGCGAAUGGUGGAUCCCGCGCGCUUCGAUUCGCUGUGGGACAAGCCUGCGGACAUUCCUGACACCGCGAUGAGUAUUGCGGCCUUAGUGCAGGAGGCCGCCGCGCGAGGGGUUACGCUCUCGAUGGAGAACUCAGGGCAGCCCAUCCGCAGCCUUGCGAUGCUGGUGCAAGCCGUUAGAGACGCCUUGCCUGCCGAGCAGGGCGGAUUGCUGGGACUUUGCCCCGACCCGACGAACCAGCUACGCAUUGACGCCGACAGCGACCCCGUAGGAGAGGUUGAGGCACUGCCGGUGGACAUGAUUAAAAUCGCGCACUUCAAGCAGACACGCGGCGGCACGGCAAUUCCUACGGUGGACAGCGGCGAUGUGGACUGCUCGCGCUUGAUGAAGUCGCUUCAGGACAAGGAAUACGCGGGCGCUGCAAUCAUGGAGAUUCCGCCGCAUGAGCAGGUCUUCGAUAAUCUGUCAGCAAGCUUCGCCUAUCUCAGUGCGUAG